Clarias gariepinus (North African catfish) is the source of this 1128-nucleotide messenger RNA. RefSeq names its product E3 ubiquitin/ISG15 ligase TRIM25-like. Bases 1 to 1128 code for a protein of 375 amino acids. NCBI's taxonomy places the organism in Eukaryota, Metazoa, Chordata, Actinopteri, Siluriformes, Clariidae. Gene Ontology annotation, molecular function: zinc ion binding. The transcript is spliced from 5 exons. The record is from RefSeq and is a predicted model, not a curated record.
AUGACAGAGACAGAAAUUUCCGUCGCUUGUGGACAGUUCAGCUGUUCAAUCUGUUUGGAUCUGAUGAAGGAUCCAGCAGCUCUUCUCUGUGGACACAGUUUCUGUAUGGAGUGUAUUAAUAACUGCUGGGAUCAGGAGGAUCAGAAGGGAGUCUAUAGCUGUCCUCAGUGUAGACAAACCUUCACUCCAAGACCUGUUGUGAGUAAAAACACUGUUCUGGCUGAAGUAGUGGAGACACUGAAGAAGGCAAGACUACAAGCUACACCUCCGGCUCAGUCUUUAGCUGGACUUGAAGAUGUGGAUUGUGAUUUCUGCACUGAGAGAAAACACAAAGCCAUCAAGUCCUGUCUGGUGUGUCUGGCCUCUUUCUGUGAGACUCACCUCCAGCCUCACUAUAAAUCUCCUGCCUUUAAGAAGCACAAGCUGGUCGAAGCCUCCAGACGACUCCAGGAGCAGAUCUGCUCUCAGCAUGACAAACUGCUGGAGGUUUACUGUCGCACUGACCAGCUGUGUAUCUGCAUGUUGUGUACCAUGGAUCAACAUAAAGGACAUGAUACAGUAUCAGCUUCAGCAGAAAGAGUUGAAAAACAGAAGCAGUUGUUGGAGAUUCAGGGAAAAUCCAAGCAGAGAAUCCAGGCGAGAGAGAAGGAGCUACAGGAGCUGAGAAAGGGUGUGGAGACUCACAAGCACUCAGCACAAACAGCAGUACAGGAAACUGGGAGGAUCUUUACUGAGCUGAUUAAAUUCAUUGAGGGAAGAUGGUCUGAGGUAACAAAGCUGAUCAGAACUCAGGAGAAAGCUGCACUGAAUCGAGCUGAAGAAGUCAUGAAGAAACUGGAGCAGGAGAUUGCAGACCAGAAGAAGAGAGAUGAUGAGUUGGAGGUGCUUUCACAGACAGAAGAUCCAAUCCAGUACCUCCAGAAAUUCAAGUCUGUCACAAGCUCAGCUGGACCUUCCAACUUGCCCACCAUCACAUUAAGUCCUCUCCUAACUUUUGAGAAUGUAAUAAAGUCUGUGUCUCAACUGAAAGAGAAAGUGGAGGAGCACUCUAAAAUUGAGUUUGAGGAGAUCUCUAAGAAAGUGGCUAAGGAGGUCCUGGUGUCGUUUAGUUUGAGACAGUGCCGUUGA